AUGAGCUCCUUCGACCUCCCGGUGCCCUCGCCCCCCCACUGCGGCCCCCAGUUCCCCAGCCUCGGCCAGGAGCCCCCCGAGGUCAACCUGUACUACGAGAACUUCUUCCACCCGCAGGGCCUGCCCAGCCCGCAGCGGCCCCCCUCCUUCGAGGGGGGCGGCGAGUACGGGGCCACCCCCAACCCCUACCUCUGGCUCAACGGGCAGGCCAUGACCCCGCAGCCCUACCUGCCGGGCCCCAACGCCAGCCCCUUCCUGCCGCAGGCCUACGGGGUGCAGCGGCAGCUGCUGCCCGGCGUGUCCGGCGUGGGGGGCGGCGAGCUGGGCUGGCUGCCCAUCCCGUCGCAGGAGGAGCUGAUGAAGCUGGUGCGGCCGCCCUACUCGUACUCGGCCCUCAUCGCCAUGGCCAUCCACGGGGCACCCGACAAGCGCCUCACCCUCAGCCAGAUCUACCAGUACGUGGCCGACCACUUCCCCUUCUACAACAAGAGCAAGGCGGGCUGGCAGAACUCCAUCCGCCACAACCUGUCGCUCAACGACUGCUUCAAGAAGGUGCCCCGCGACGAGGACGACCCAGGCAAAGGCAACUACUGGACCCUGGACCCCAACUGUGAGAAGAUGUUCGACAACGGGAACUUCCGCCGGAAGAGGAAGAGGAAGUCGGACGCCCCCUCGGGCCCCGGGGAGAAGUCGGAGAGCGGGCUCCUGGCCGGCAGCCCCAAGAGCGCAGACGCCCAGGACCUCCUGGAGAGCACCUCCCCGGGCUCCGCCGGCUCCCCCGAGCAGCGGCCGUCCCCCGGGCCCCCCGGCACCCCCUGCCUCAACGGCUUCCUCUCCUCCAUGACAUCCUACGUGAGCGGGGCUGGCCCCGCCGGCCGCCCCGUGGCCGCGCCGGGACUGAGUCCUGAGCCCGCCGACAAGAUGGGGCAGAACUUGGUGAACUUCAACUCCUACACCCCGCUCACCAACCUCGGCGGCCACGGGGCUGGGGGCGAGUGGGCCAACCCCGUGCCCCCCAACGCCCUGGGCUACGGAGGCCCUGUCCUCAACCAGUUCAGCCCCCACUUCUACAACAGCAUCAACACGAACAGCGUCCUCUACCCCCGGGAAGGCACCGAGGUCUAG
Pipistrellus nathusii (Nathusius's pipistrelle) is the source of this 1125-nucleotide messenger RNA. NCBI's taxonomy places the organism in Eukaryota, Metazoa, Chordata, Mammalia, Chiroptera, Vespertilionidae. The record is from the annotation of a GenBank genome assembly.